AUGCCCGCCAGCUCCCGCAUCCUCCAUGGUAUGGGAUUCUACGUUUCCGUCGACCUCGUUGAGCCAGAGCGCGCCCUCCAAAUCGUCCGUGAAAUCCGCGACAUGACGGGGCGCACCUUCAAGGACCCCCUUGACCGCCGCGUCACACACAUCAUCGUGGACAUUCCGCACGACGAUGCCUGGGACCAGCGAGAGUCUGUUUCGCUCCCCGACAUCCACUAUGGCCCCGACGCGAAUGGCCGCUGGGACAUGUUCAACCUCAUGGGCCGCUUUGCGCGUCCGGACUCCGGCGUGAUCGUCCUGCCUCUCCAGUGGCUCCGGGCCUGUCAGGAGCAGCAGCGUUUUGUGGGCAGCGGAGUGAACGAGCCCGAGUAUGGCGGAUUCCGUAUCCUCAUCUGGAUCGACCCCACCGCCGACCCCAACGACUGGGAGGACGUUGACGAGUACGACCCGGUCCCCGCCUCCUCCGACAGCGACAGCAUGAGUUCUGAUAAUUCAAUGUCUUGGGCGUACAGUUAG
Messenger RNA from Vanrija pseudolonga, 519 nucleotides. RefSeq lists its product as uncharacterized. The record is from RefSeq and is a predicted model, not a curated record. The coding region runs from base 1 to 519 and encodes 172 amino acids. The transcript is spliced from 3 exons. Lineage: Eukaryota; Fungi; Basidiomycota; Tremellomycetes; Trichosporonales; Trichosporonaceae.